AUGUCCAUUGAAUAUGUACCGCAGUCGUGCCUCAUAGCCACGCCGGUCCGUCAACAGAUUACACCUCUUACUACAUGCACACUGACUGACCUGUCCCCACCUGUAGACAAUCUCGAAUCACUUACGACUACGCCCAACGCUCUCUCUACAGCACGGGUUGAUUUCUUCGUCAAUGCUCGUGGUUUGGCAACUACCCCAGCUCCGGAGCCAGCUACCUUUCCCACUUCGUGGAUGCAGGCGGCCUCCCUUGACGACGACACCUUCCCCGGCACUUACCCCGCAGACGCUGAUAUGGCCGCAGGCAAGGUCACGGCUACACCAGCCACGGUGGACGCUCCGGCUUCCUCGGCUGACAUUGAUGCCGCUGCCAAUCAAAAGCUGGACCAUGCAGACAUGUUGGAGUCUUUUACACCAGCAACACACACUGAUGAUAAAGCACAGGUCACCGACGAUGACCCUGUACUUCCGCCCCCUACAGCUUCCGAUGAAUUGCUUAACGUUGACAUCCGGGAGUAUAAUCAAAACCCAGCGUUCCAGCAGGAUGUCUACUACAUGGAGGAGACCAUUCCAACCUUCCAGGAAGUACCCCUAGGGACGGGUGGCCAGGUCCGCCACCACCAGGAAGCACUCCUACCCAAGUGGGCUGGUUGCGGCACGGCAGGUCGUCCUUUUCUGGAUGUGGUGGUGUAUAUUUAG
Sphaeroforma arctica JP610 is the source of this 696-nucleotide messenger RNA. RefSeq lists its product as hypothetical. The record is from RefSeq and is a predicted model, not a curated record. The transcript is spliced from 2 exons. Lineage: Eukaryota; Ichthyosporea; Ichthyophonida. The coding region runs from base 1 to 696 and encodes 231 amino acids.